Messenger RNA from Scleropages formosus (Asian bonytongue), 619 nucleotides. Its product is annotated as chemokine-like protein TAFA-2. NCBI's taxonomy places the organism in Eukaryota, Metazoa, Chordata, Actinopteri, Osteoglossiformes, Osteoglossidae. The transcript has 5 exons. Gene Ontology annotation, molecular function: receptor ligand activity. The record is from RefSeq and is a predicted model, not a curated record. The coding region runs from base 209 to 619 and encodes 136 amino acids.
UGUUGAUGGUGACGACGACGAUGAUGGUGAUGUAGAGGCAGCAGCGCGCGCGGCUCUCCGACUCCUCAGUCCGCCGUGGGAGGCGCGCGUCCCGCUCGCGUCCUCGCGCUUCUGCUCCUGGAGCUCCGGGGAGGGAGGACACGGCGCACAUGGAGUAAACAUGGUCAUUUCCUAAAGUCAAGGUCGAGAGGUGCCACCGGGCAGCAGGAUGAGUUUGAGAUAUAUGCGGCAGGCAAACAAAGGUGCACUUCUUCUAAUGAUCUGCGUUAUUGGCCUGUGGGAGAGGUCUGCAGCAGCAGAAGACCACAGAGCGCACCCCGUGCGGACCGGGACCUGCGAGGUCGUCGCUGUUCACCGCUGCUGCAACAAGAACAAGAUCGAGGAGCGCUCUCAGACCGUCAAGUGCUCCUGCUUCCCUGGACAAGUGGCCGGGACGACCCGCGCGGCGCCCUCCUGCGUCGAUGCCUCCAUUGUGCAGCAGAAGUGGUGGUGUCAGAUGGAGCCCUGCCUGGAUGGAGAGGAGUGUAAGGUUCUCCCCGACCUCAAAGGCUGGAGCUGUGCCACGGGCAACAAGAUUAAGACCACUAAGGUUUCCUCAGAUAGAGAUCAGCUUUGGUAA